AUGAGAAUUUCAAAGACAGAGAGCAAUUUAAUAAAAAAGAUGAUCGAAGAAGGAAAUACAACUCGUAAAAUUGCUUCUAAAUUAAAAGUUAGUCAAAGUACUGUGCAACGAAUUAGAAAAAAAUGUGGACAUAUUCUGAAAAAAAAUGUUGGCGGUCGACCAAAGAAGUUGAGUGCGGUAGACAGUAGAAGAGUAAUCAGAUAUUUGACUACUGGAGAAGCAAAAUCGACAUCUCAUGCAGCUAAACUUUUGCAACGUGAUACAGGAAAAAAUGUGAGCAGGUGGACAGUGCAGCGAGAUCUCAUUAAAAAUGAUUGGAAGAAAGUUAUUUGGUCAGAUGAAACUAAAAUUAAUCGGUAUAGCACAGAUGGCCGUCAAUGGAGCUGGAAAAGAGAAGAUGAACCAUUAACCCAAAAAGAUUUUAUUUAG
Hydra vulgaris (swiftwater hydra) is the source of this 429-nucleotide messenger RNA. Lineage: Eukaryota; Metazoa; Cnidaria; Hydrozoa; Anthoathecata; Hydridae. The record is from RefSeq and is a predicted model, not a curated record.